AUGUGGAAACAUCAAAUACUUUGGUUUUUGAUAUUUUUGAAUGGAUUCCACUUGAGUUUAACACAAGAUGCUCCUAAACCAGUUAUUAAACCAGGAAAACAAAUUCUAGCUAAGGAAAUAACAGAAGAAGGCCGCGAAAUGGAGAAAUUGUUGAUUGACAUCAUGUUGAAAUCAAUCAAGACAUAUUCCUGCAUUGUCAUCAUGUGUGAUUCAGUUUAUUACAAUGUGUUCAGAGAAGACGUCUUUUUUAAUAUGGACGUUUACAUUUCUUAUUUUCUUAUAUUAGUAGAAGACCACGAUGAUCUAUUAUCACCAUACCCUGACACACAAAAAAGUUUAAUCAAAGUGCGACAUCAAGAUUGUCAAACUUACAUCAUUCUCCUAGCGAACGGUUUACAAAUGUCCAGAUUAUUACAAUAUGGCGAUCGUUAUCGAGUCUUGGACACAAGAGCAAAUUUUGUAAUUCUUUACGAUAAUCGUCUCUUCGACAAAGAUUUACACUACAUUUGGAAACGCAUAGUAAACGUAAUAUUCAUCAAAGAAUACCUAGGUGUAAAAAAACUACCCAACAAUGAAAAGAAAACAAUCCCGUGGUUCGAAUUAUCCACGGUGCCAUUCCCAGCGCCAAUUCGCGGUGUCCUAGUGCCACGCAGAGUGGACAUCUGGCGUGCCGGCAAGUUCCGCCUCGCUGUCAACUUGUUCCGAGAUAAGACAUCGGAUCUGAGGAAUCAGAGCAUGAAGGUGGCGACGUUCCAACACAUUCCCGCUGCGAAGAAAGUGGAUAUCCCACCGUUCAAAGAUUCGAGGAGUAUUCUAAAAGCAGGCAACUAUGGGUUCAGUGGCAUUGAGAUUGAAAUUUUAUCAUCUGUAGCAAAGACAAUGAACUUCUAUCCGGAAUUGUAUGAACCUGAAAAUAUAGAUGAGGAAUUCUGGGGGGAUAAACAGGAAGAUGGAUCGCUGAGUGGAUUGUUUGGUGAAUUAAUUCGUAGUAAAGCUGAAAUUGGCCUUGGUGACUUCUAUUACACACCUUAUAUAUUAAACAUUAUGGAUUUGACACUUCCAUAUACAACUGAAUGUUUAACAUUUUUAACUCCGGAAUCUUUGACGGAUAACUCAUGGAAAACAUUAAUUUUACCUUUUAAACCUAUUAUGUGGUUCAGUGUCCUCACAGCAAUGUUCUUCAUCUCCUUCUUCUUCUAUUAUUUAGCAAAGUUUCACAUGGGUUUGAUGAAAACUUUCUGGAAACCAGAAAAACGCAACCCGGCAAUUCCUCAAAUAAAAGACGCUCCAACCGAUUUAAAAUAUACAUUAAUGCGACGUGAGCAUGAAGUGGUUAAGGAAGAAGGUGAACCCGAAGGUUUAAACCUGUUUGGAGAGGGUGUUAACUCAUUUUUAUAUACUUACGGUAUGAUUCUGAUGAUUUCACUUCCAAAAGUCCCCACAGGAUGGUCGCUGAGAAUGUUGACUGGGUGGUAUUGGUUGUACUGCACACUUGUUGUGGUUAGUUAUCGUGCUAGCAUGACGGCCAUCUUGGCUAAUCCAUCACCAAGAGUUACAAUCGAUACUUUAGAACAACUUUUAGCCUCUGACUUAUCAAUUGGUGGAUGGGGUGAAUUCAAUAAAGACUUCUUCUUGACUUCCCUAGAUCCUAUUUCACAAGAACUAGGAAGUCGUUUUGAAAUUAUCAACAACACGGACGUAGCAACCGAGCGUGUUGCCUUAGGAAAAUUUGCUCUAUACGAGAAUAUUCACUUCCUAAAGCAGACAUCAGUAAAAAGACAAUUAAAGUUUCAAUUGACGCGGUCCAACCUUACCGAUGAACAGAUUGCCGCUGAAAGAAAUUUACAUAUCAUGUCGACAUGCAUCAUCAACAUGCCUGUUUCUAUUGGCCUGCAGAAAAACUCACCGAUAAAACCAAAAUUUGAUAAAUUUAUUAGCAGAGUUAUAGAAGCCGGGCUGAUUGAGAAGUGGUUGAAUGACGUGAUGCAAACAACAUUGACUGCGGAAAUUUCAACGGAUGAUGGUCCAAAGGCAAUAAUGAGUAUGCAAAAGUUUUUUGGAGCUAUAGUUGCAUUAUUAGUUGGAUAUUUCAUUAGUAUUUGUGGUUUUAUCGGAGAAAUCAUCUAUUUCAGACGCGUUGUUGCCAGACAUCCUAAUUUUGAUAAAUAUGCAAAUACGAUUGUUGAUAAGAAAUAUAUUAAAAACCAAUAAUGUUUACGCGGAGUAAAUUUAUGUUUUUUGCACACGUACGAUUAAAUCGUGUAACAAAACAUUUCAAAAUGAAAGAAAUUUAAGACAAUAGACUGCAACAUAACCUCCAUGAAGUCCUAUCACUACGU
Messenger RNA from Dalotia coriaria, 2339 nucleotides. Its product is annotated as glutamate receptor ionotropic, kainate glr-3. The record is from RefSeq and is a predicted model, not a curated record. Gene Ontology annotation, molecular function: ligand-gated monoatomic ion channel activity. NCBI's taxonomy places the organism in Eukaryota, Metazoa, Arthropoda, Insecta, Coleoptera, Staphylinidae. Gene Ontology annotation, cellular component: membrane.